GUUAUGAAAUUUCAAACAAUGUUCAAUUUGUGCAUUCCAGUAUUAAUCGGUUUCUAGUUAUGACGAUGUGAGAGGUCAGAUGUCAGUUUAAUCGUGUGAUAAGCUUGGGGGCUCGAGCCACGUUCGCGCACCAUGUGAUUGUUCCGUUUAGGCAAACAGUGUUUUUUUUCUAUAAUUAACCUUGGGCUCCACGCAUUCAGCUGAUGAUUUAUAACUCAUGUAAAUCUGCAUUUGCCAGUCUAGGCUCGAUCCGUUUCGCGAGAAGGAUGUCUUCGUCUAAGUAUUCUUAUGAGGAGGCGGUACGAAAGUUGAACCUGUUGCAGUCCAACAAGUCAACCAUAGACCAGAUACGAAGGAAUAUUAAAACUGGCGAGAAAUGCAACAAUAUAGAAGAAAUGGCGAACUACCUGCAGAGAACGGGGGUGUCCUUGGACCGUCUCGACGAGCUGUCAGUCAUACACGUCGCUGGGACUAAGGGGAAGGGUUCUACAAGCGCAAUGUGCGAAUCAAUAUUGCGCGCACACGGGCACCGCACAGGCUUCUACUCGUCGCCACAUUUGUGCUCUGUGCGUGAGCGAGUGCGACUCUCAGGGCGAGUGUUGUCGCGCGAACAGUUUGCUGCGCACUGCCAUCGCGUGUACGAUGCCCUCUCAGACACACAGGCCUUCGAAGGAGACAUGCCCAAGUACUUCGCCUUCCUGACCGUGCUCGCGUACAACAUAUUCCUCGAGGAACGGGUGGAUGUCGCUGUGGUCGAAGUCGGAAUAGGCGGCGUCGUGGAUUACACGAAUGUGCUCAGACAUGUCCCCGUAGUGGGCAUAACGACGUUGGGACUGGAUCACACAUCAAUCCUUGGGUACACGUUGGCAGAGAUCGCGAGGGCAAAGGCAGGCAUCAUGAAGCGGGGUUGCGAAGCGUACACGGUGCAACAGUCGGACGAAGCGAUGGAGGUUCUUAAAAGCGUCGCUAGCGAUGUACAGUCUUUUUUGUUACAGUGCCCUCUGGCCGUCGUUCCACCCUACACAUCAUACAAUCUGCCAACCGACAUUCUCCAAGUAAACCUCCCCGCAUACCAGACGAACGCCUCUCUCGCCAUACAGCUCGCGCACGCGUGGCUCCGGCACGCGAAACAAAACGCACUAUUAAAAAAACAAAAUUCGAAAAAAGAAAAAAUUGGCGGAAAAAUUCUAAACUCUAUAUCCAUCGACGCCAUUUUUACUGAGAAUACAAAAAUUAGCGAGUCUCUCGACGGGUUUAUUCCUGUGGAAACUGUAGUUGGGCUAAAAGAGUGCCACUGGCCGGGGAGGUAUCACAAAAUAGAUGCGGAGUACGCGACCUUUUAUUUGGAUGGAGCACAUACGGCUGAGUCUAUGGACAUUUGCGCUAAGUGGUUCGGCGAUACUGCCAGGUCUGAAAACCGAGUUCUCAUAUUUAGCGUGACAGGUGACCGAGAUGCUGAAAUCCUUCUGAAGCCACUGAAGAUGUUGAACUUUAAUGCAGUGUAUUUCGUCAUACCAACAGCAUACAGUGAUAUUACAAAGAAAAAUGACAACUAUUCAAUAACGGAACAGAAGGAGUUGGUUGAAAGAUGUCGUAGCUGUGCUGAGAUAUGGAAGGCAAAUUAUGUCAAAAAUUGUGAAGUACAUAUUAAGGAAAAUGUUUCUGAAGCAUUAAUAAGUAUUAAGCGUUCCUAUAAUUCUAUUGAUAAAAGUUCUGUUCUUUUUACUGGUUCUCUAUAUUUAGUUGGUGCGGCUCUGUCAAUUAUUGACCCAAAUCUAACUAGAGAUUAACAUACAAAAUGUACAAAUAUUAUGAGAAAUUUUCAUAGUUGGGUUUGAUGUUUUUCUCGUAUAGUAUACGUAAGUAAGCAAAAGUGACAUGGAUAAUAUUUUUUUAAUGCAGAUUAAUUUAGAAAAAAACUACACUAAUAAAUCAAUUUAUAAUUUA
Leguminivora glycinivorella is the source of this 1947-nucleotide messenger RNA. RefSeq names its product folylpolyglutamate synthase, mitochondrial-like. NCBI's taxonomy places the organism in Eukaryota, Metazoa, Arthropoda, Insecta, Lepidoptera, Tortricidae. The coding region runs from base 204 to 1790 and encodes 528 amino acids. The transcript has 9 exons. Gene Ontology annotation, biological process: tetrahydrofolylpolyglutamate biosynthetic process. Gene Ontology annotation, cellular component: cytosol; mitochondrion; cytoplasm. Gene Ontology annotation, molecular function: tetrahydrofolylpolyglutamate synthase activity; ATP binding. The record is from RefSeq and is a predicted model, not a curated record.